AUGGCAGUCACUCUUUCACCACUGCUUCUUCUCGCUCUCGGCGCGGUCUCGACCGUGUCCGCCGCCAACUCGACGGCAUGUAACGCCGAGACUUUCAAGGCCCUCACUCUGGGCAACAUCAACAUCCUCUCCCUCGAUGUCGCCGCCCUGCGCAACCAGUCCCUGGCCACGGGCCAGGCCGGUGGCACGGGCGUCGGCGUCGGCAUCAUCUCCGCCUCCACCGGCGAGACGGUCUCGACCGUGGACAUUUGCAAGGUCUCGAUCCAGUACACCCACCCCGGCCAGAACGACAACGUCAACACGUGGGUCGGCCUCCCUCUCGACCCCAAGAACUGGAACACCCGCUUCAUGAUGACGGGCGGCGGCGGCUGGACGGCCGGCAGCGACAACUCGAUCCUCGCCCCCGUCGCCUCGGGUUACACGAGCUCCUCGACCGACGGCGGCCACAACGCCACCACCACCCAGGCCCAGUGGGGUCUCGUCAGCGAGGGCAACACCAACUGGCCCGCCCUCAACGACUUCGCCUCCGUGGCCCUCGACGAGGCCGCCAAGCUUGGCAAGGCCGCGACGAAGCUGUACUACGGCAAGGACCCCCUCUACUCGUACUGGAACGGCUGCUCCACCGGUGGUCGCCAGGGACACAUGAUGGCCCAGCGCUUCCCCGAGCACUUCGACGGUAUCCUGGCCUCGUGCUCGGCCUUCAACUGGCCAGAGCUCCAGGCCGCCUCCGGUUACGCCAGUUUCCUGGCCCAGCUGCUGGACGUUGUGCCUCCCCAGUGUGUUCUCGAUGCCUUCUCCAACGCCGCUCUCGACGCCUGUGACGAGCUGGACGGUGUGAAGGACAACAUCAUCGCCCUCCCGGGCCAGUGCAACUUCAACGCCUCCGACAUCGUCGGCCAGGUCGUCUCCUGCACCAACCCCAACGGCACCGUCACCAUCACGGACAAGAUGGCCGAGUUCGUCACCGGCUUCUGGGAGGGACCCCGCACCGGUGCAGGCGACUUCUUCUGGUAUGGCUUCGGAUACGAGGGCCCAUUCACCAGCGUCUUCCAGCCCAACUGCACGACUGUUGACGACUGCACGUACACCCCCUUCUCCGCCGCCGACGACUGGUACGGCGCGUUCCUGGAGCGCAACUCCACCUGGAAGCUGGCCACCGCCGGUCUGACCCAGGAGCGCUUCGACCGCCUGAACCGCAUGGCCGUUGACCAGUACACCUCGACCAUCGGCACCAACAACGUCGACCUCACCGACCUCAAGGCCCGCGGCACCAAGCUCAUCACCUGGCACGGCACCCACGACGGGCUGAUCCCCUACAACGGCACCGUCGACUACUACGACCGUGUCAUGGCCUGGGACCCCGAUGUGCAGGACUACUACCGGUUCUUCCUCGCCCCCGGUGUCGGCCACUGCCGCGGCGGUCCCGGCUUCGACCCCAACAGCGGCGUCCUGAACGCGCUGAUCAACUGGGUCGAGAACGGCACCGCGCCCGAGUUCCUGCCUGGUAUCGGCCCAGCCACCAAGAACGCUACUGAGACCAGGACGGUCAACCUGUGCAUGUACCCCAAGGUUCUGACCUUUACCGGUACCGACCCCGAUGACGCCGCGUCGUUUGAGUCACCCUGCAGGCGGCGCUUGGAGGCUCACCUGCUGACCGUUGCACAAGAUGACGGGAGGAUGCGCCAGUGUCCGAAGAGGGUGGUUAGGAGGUAUAUGUAUAUUGGGCGGGACCCCGGGCAGUGGGGCAUGGAAUAUCUCCCGAGGUGCGAGGACCGCGCUCUCUCGUUAUGCACAUCGUACCUGCUUUUGAGGCUCAAGACGACGAGGUCUGACUCGCCAACGCGCGAGGGACAGGGCGGCCGGCAGGCAGAUGAGAUUAUGGCUGCUGGGAAUUGGGCCUGUCAUACGCCAAAACGCCACGUCGAAGGCGGCAGGCAGCCACGAACAGGGCUGGAGGGCCGAUGGAGGGCAGAUGGAGGGCAGACGGAAGAGUCACUCGUUGAUGCGCCACGGAAGACGCAUAAUGCAGGCGGCACACCUUGGGGCGGUGGUGAUGGUGUGCUGCCUGGUCAGGUGGUGUUGUGCAGCCCCCCACGGCGUCUGCACGCAGGAUGCCGUUUUGGGCGCAAUCUCGACCUCGAUGCGCCUCCUCCACGACUGCUAUUGUCUCACGCUCUUGUGAGGCCGACAUGGGCCCCAACCGUGAUGAUUUCACACACGGUGGCACCCCCGCCCGCAGACUCACACUCUCACACACAUGCAUGCCCUCGGCAGGCGCAGCUGAGAGGUGAUUCAUCUCGCUGCCCGUCGCUGGCCCCUCCCAUUGGUGACGCCCACGUGGGAGGCCUUGGCCCGCCCCGCAAAUCCAUUUGA
This is a messenger RNA of Diaporthe batatas, 2373 nucleotides long. RefSeq lists its product as uncharacterized. Bases 1 to 2373 code for a protein of 790 amino acids. The record is from RefSeq and is a predicted model, not a curated record. NCBI's taxonomy places the organism in Eukaryota, Fungi, Ascomycota, Sordariomycetes, Diaporthales, Diaporthaceae. The transcript is spliced from 8 exons.